AUGUAUCCAGUAUCCACGGUUCGACAGGUGGUCCCUGAGCACCGAGAUGUAGUUGGAGUGGUAAUGGAAGAGAGGCAAGAGGAAUGUACGCCGCACGGCGAGGAUAAUACCAUUGCAGUCAUUCAUGGUGACUACCGUGCUAAAAUCGCACAGGACCUGCUAUAG
Molecule: messenger RNA, 165 nt
Organism: Penicillium oxalicum
Lineage: Eukaryota; Fungi; Ascomycota; Eurotiomycetes; Eurotiales; Aspergillaceae
Exons: 1
Coding region: 1-165 (54 amino acids)
Source: RefSeq, a predicted model, not a curated record